Messenger RNA from Papilio xuthus (Asian swallowtail), 997 nucleotides. RefSeq lists its product as uncharacterized. The record is from RefSeq and is a predicted model, not a curated record. Lineage: Eukaryota; Metazoa; Arthropoda; Insecta; Lepidoptera; Papilionidae. Bases 260 to 997 code for a protein of 245 amino acids. The transcript is spliced from 2 exons.
CGAAGUCAUCAAUUAACACAAAUGUUUACAAACAAAACAAAUAAACAAGUCGCAUUCUCAAUAAUUUGUAUUCAAUCAGUGGCAGCGCUACGAUAGACUCGCACUCAUUGUGUCGUGCGAACAUCAUCAUCAGCCGAGCCAAAUAAAGUAAUAAGAUAAUAAUUAUUUAGAAGUGGCGAAAUGAUUACUAAAUACAAACUGCUUUUAAAUACGACAAAAGCUACUCGAAGCGAUUAAGUGUUGAAAUUUUUUCAUCACAAUGGUAAACGGUAAUUACGUGUUGUACGGCGACAGGCCGUCGUCAGAGUCCGAAAUUGUCGAGGAUCAUGUACACGCGCGCGCUGCCGAUAAGAAAACCAAGAGGAAACCGAACAGAACCGCCAACGAACUGCAGUACUCCUUGAACCUCGCGCAACUCGACAACGAGACGGAUUCAGUCAAGUAUGAGAAGAAAGUAAAGGAGCCGAGAUUACUCCGCUACGUGCCGACUACGGACGUAGAGGAGCACUUUGUUAGUGAAAAGUUUGAAACCUAUGAUUUGAAAGCCACUGAGGAGCCACCUCGUCGGUACGCUUUCACGAAGAAACCUAAGAACCCAGCAGACGGAUCGGUUAAUUAUGCUUACUCUAGAUCGAGCAGCAGCUGCAGCUCUCCCAAUGGAAAUUUGCCGACCAUAUCCGAGCACGGGGAACAGUUUAGUACGUAUCGUAUCCGCUCCAUCCGGACGCCGACUGACGAAGAAGUUACUCACGCAUACGAAACGAAACUCGACAAAUAUUUCUCCAGGCCGCGAGAAGUGAAGACGUUCGUGGCCAAGGGCUCACAUCCCGACAGCUUGUACCGUGUUCCGGUGGGCAGUGGCGUGACAAGCAGUAAGGUAGUGCGAGUGCUACGCAUCCUACGAUGGCCAGUUGCUCUCUUCAGCGUCUGUAUUGCUCUGGCUAUCUUCGUGUACUUCCUUAUGCCAGGUAAGUUUUAUAACCAUGUAAUACUUUAG